AUGCACCACGUGAGUAGGGUGAGAGGCCUGGAGACUCAACUGGUGUGGGCCAUCUCCAAGGAGACAGCCAGGCUUAAUCCAGAGGGCAUCCCCUACUGUGCCACCAAAGUGCAGUCCAUCACUUGGAUCCAGCGUGUGGCUGGCAGGGUGACCCACUAUGCGUCUCACCUCCGCCACGAGACGUCUGUGGACGUGACGCUUGGCUGCUACCAGCAGACUGAUGUCUCAGUGGUGUACGCCACUCUCCACAUGGGGCUGGAUGGGCUUCUCUCCUCUUCAGCGUGGUCGGAGGCUGCCUCCUUCUCUACGCCCACCACUCAGCAGUUCUCUGACCCAGAGCCUGAGGGCCACAACUGCUAUGAGGGCUGGGAGGAGGACCUGCUGCCUGAGGAGAGGGAGGUUCCUCUGCUAAACCUCUACCUUACCACCAAGAGAGUGGAGGACAUCGCCCUGAGGCUCGUCUCCCUGCGCCAGGCCUUCACUACCCUGCUUGGUUCCACCCUGAGCAGGAACCAUCUGUUUGUGGCGGGAAAGGUCCUCCUGGGCGCACUGGUUCAGGCCAACCACAUGGACGAGGCCAAGUUCCUCCGUACCUAUAAGGACUUUGUGGACUACCUGAGUGACCCCUCCAAGCGGAAUGACAUUGAGAGGGAGCUGGCUGAGGCAAAGAUCCAUCAUGUGAACAUGAUAGAUGUCCUCUUUGAGCUGGUGCUGUUUGGGUUAAUGACAGCUCAGAAGUCCCUGAUGGUGCACCCUGGUGGGUUCGUGGAGCGUCUGUACGCUCUCCUGUACUCCUUCCUGCCCACUGCUGCCAAUAUGGAGCCAGAGGCUGACAGAUACCUGCUGCUGCUCAAUGAUUCUUGUGACACUUUGCCACCCAACAGGGAUCUAGACACCAAUGCACUACAUUACUUUAGCCUGACGCCCACUGUUGACAUGGCUGUGAUCUGA
Messenger RNA from Salvelinus namaycush (lake trout), 951 nucleotides. RefSeq lists its product as uncharacterized. NCBI's taxonomy places the organism in Eukaryota, Metazoa, Chordata, Actinopteri, Salmoniformes, Salmonidae. Gene Ontology annotation, biological process: mitochondrial fusion. The coding region runs from base 1 to 951 and encodes 316 amino acids. The transcript has 11 exons. The record is from RefSeq and is a predicted model, not a curated record.